Molecule: messenger RNA, 1589 nt
Organism: Babesia bovis T2Bo
Lineage: Eukaryota; Apicomplexa; Aconoidasida; Piroplasmida; Babesiidae
Exons: 3
Coding region: 204-953 (249 amino acids)
Source: RefSeq, a predicted model, not a curated record
AUUGUGAUUAUAAUAUAUUCACCAAGAUAUUUAUCAUGUCGCACACACAUUCGACAUUAUACACGUUGCAAUAAAACAUGUUUCUAGAUAUGGCUUCGCAUUGUAUGCCAUGUUUAAUUCCAUCCAUGGAAUCACAUCGGGUCUGAUAAAUAGCCGGUCAGGGUUCCAAAAACGGGUUAGCUACCCCUUCCCAAACAUAUGCGAUGUAUCUAUCUCGCAUUUUAUGCCAUAGGCCUGGUGGUAUAUUCUUUCCCAGAUUCGUGGCCCCUAAGGUUCAUGCAUAUGCACUCUGGAACUCCACUGUACGAUACAACCUGGGCACGACAGUUCGUUGGCAUCGGUGGUGGAGGUCUAGAUUUAUCCCGAAAGAUGGCAGGAGUAGUUCAGGAAAUGCUUCUACAUUUGUGCGGGAUGCUAACUCGACCCAGGAAAACAAAAGGCCCAUUCCCAUCACUAUUCGUGGCGCCGUUGCAAAGGUGAAGAAAAGAUUCACGCGCUAUUGGGGAUUUAGGAGGCCACAACUUUUAUUGUCUACCGUUAAGCGAUAUUUGUACCGUAAGAGGUUAACGUAUGGUCCAAAGCGACCCUCGCGGCACCGAGAAAAACUACGGCAAAUAAAAACUCGGGCGGCUGAAAAGUCAGCGGCACUGAAAAUAAGUGCCAUAUUCGCCCUCCGUAAAUACGGCAAGCUAGGUGCUGGUAUCUAUCUAGGUGUCUACAUCGCAACUUUAGUGCUGAUGAACAUAUUAACGUUUGAAGGCUACGUGUCAAGUGAUGACCUAAGGAAUCUACUAGAGCGAAUUAACGUCACGCAGUUCCAGGUUCCCGACAUGGACAGUUGGAUCGCCAAAUUCACAGUGGCUUACAUUGCCACUAAGGUAGUGGAGCCACUGCGCCUGAUACUCUCAGUGCUAAUGGUACUGGCAAUCAAGCGUGGUGGGAAAAGGGGGUAGUGGAACAGAUGUUUUAUUACCCUCGGAUAAAUAACGAAGUAUAUUCCUUUUAAAAAGCGUUGAAAUAUGUGCUAGGAUUUACCUUUUGCUAUAGUUGCACCCGCCAGUGCUGAUGGCGAAAGGUGGUACUGGGAAAUUUCAAUUUUAAGGGAAAAUCUGAAUGAAAUUUGCUGAAGAUAACUCUACGUGAUCUGAUAAGGUAUGAUAAUGAAGCCUGAUUGUUUCUGCAGCCUUUUUGUCAUAGCCGACGAUACCCUCCCAACCUACUCAGCCCGAAGUAUAGGAACCAGAACAGAUCCAUCGAAAAAAUAGACAUCCAUAACUUUCUCUUGUUGUUGAUAAAGGGGAAUUAUGGUAGUUUGCUCAUUUUUAUGUUUAGGUUGGAUUCACCACCGUGGUGGUCAUUCCGUACCACCGGAACUGUAUGCCAUGGUAUAUCUCUUGGUUCCUUUUUGUAUGCUACAGCAUAGGUAGUUUUACAACCCUUUUUCUGGCCCCACUAUGGAUGCCUACCCGCCAUAUGUGCCAUCGGGUCCAUUUAUGGCUACUAUACAUCAGGGGGGAGGUCAACUGUGCUAUUCUGGGUCACCUCCCAGAGAGCAACUUGGUGACUACAUUUCACACAAAGGGUACAUA